Molecule: messenger RNA, 8609 nt
Organism: Mizuhopecten yessoensis (Yesso scallop)
Lineage: Eukaryota; Metazoa; Mollusca; Bivalvia; Pectinida; Pectinidae
Product: signal-induced proliferation-associated 1-like protein 2
Exons: 25
Coding region: 896-6265 (1789 amino acids)
Biological process (GO): regulation of small GTPase mediated signal transduction; activation of GTPase activity
Cellular component (GO): cytoplasm
Molecular function (GO): protein binding; GTPase activator activity
Source: RefSeq, a predicted model, not a curated record
AUUUCUCGCGGAGAAAAAUCAAUGAAAUGAGACCAGACUGACAGCUGUGUAAAUUCUAUGAAUACCGUUCAUAUUUGCCGCUAGGGGUCACCAUAACAAAAGUGCCAUCUCUGAUGUCAUACACCAUUUAUCACGUGGGUACCAGAAAUAGGUCUCGAACAUGGCCGAGUGUUGUUGUGAAGGAGCAAGAAUGAGCAGGUUAUCGCUCUGCUAGAUAAACCACUUUUGGAUUUGGUUAAACUGUCAACAUUCUAAGGUCAUGGAAAAAAUUGUUCACAGAUGCCGGCCUGUGUGAGAUGAUAAUAUAAUACUAGCUGACAUUGUGUUGAUGGGGUCACGUUGAAGGAGUCGGCCACAUAGAUUAAACUGGGCAUACACAGACCAAGAGGGAAACUGGAACAUCGAUGGGAGAGGAAGCUGAAAGCUGAAAGGCAGAGGAAUGUGGAAAAGUGGUUUAAUCUUCUUAUUAUCUAGAUAAUGUCGGAGGCGAUCAGCAGGAGUUGAACUGUUCCGACUGACUAUGGCAGACAUAACCUGACUGCUUCCUUAUAGCCAGCCCUAGACAGCUGCCGCCCUCAUCAUAUGGCCCGUCUCCAUCCCUCGGGGGCUGAUCCAGCCAGGGGACAACAUGACCAUCAAAUAUGGGUUAAAGCAGCAUCCAUUAGGUUCUACCACAAUGUCGUUGGAUUAUUCAAAGAUUAAUAUUGUUAUUUAUGUAUAAAAACUGGAUUUAAUGUGAGAUUAUUUCGCUGGAUGUGUUUUACCGACCGUUAUCUUUCUGUGAAAGAUAUUGGAAUAUUUUAUCAUUAUUUUUAACCAAUGGAAGUAUUUAAAGUAAUAUAUGUGAAUUGGUGUGAUAUUGAAAAUUGAAGGGUUUACUACUUAAAGACUGAUUAUGUCACAGGCCAAUAGUGUAUCGGUGGACAAUGUCCGUCACAGGUCAGCGCGGGCGGUGGAGUACUAUAAACAGCGCGUGUUACCAAUCUACCAGGAUAAAAGGGACCAUUCCCCGUCAUCCCGCCAAAGGCACCACUAUGGGUCAGAAGAUAACCUGAACGGACUCAACACAUCGGGUGAGUUCAAGGGAGGUGCCGGGGACAAGGACAGACGUGUAGGAUUCAAGGACACAGGUGACGUUGUCCCACACAAUGGCGAGAGGUUGCUCGUUAGGGGUGGUCACCGCGCCACAUUUCACGGCACACAGUCAGGUUCAUCAUGGAAUAAAGGCAAUAGUAGAAGCGAAACAUCAACGAGGGGAAAUAACUCUCAUUCGAAGUCUGUCCCAAAGCCAAAACAGACUCCAGAAAGCAGCGUAAUGAGUAGUAGUGUUAGCAGUGGUAGUUCUUCAUCAAAGCGAUUCAGUCGGGGACUUUAUCGCAGCAAUAGUAAUCUGGAGAUGGAUAGCAUCGAGUAUAUUGAUGCUGACGAUGUGCACAAUCGUAGUAUACACCGGGACUAUGGGAGUACCUCUUCUCUCGAUAUCAUGGGCACAAGUACGAGUAGUGACAGUUUCUUUGCAAUGUUAAAAGACUUCAAGGAUGUGAAUAUAGAUCAACGUAGUCCCGCUCCAGCCAAAUUGAGUGAGUUAUUACGGGGCGGGUUUGAUGUGAAGGCCAACAGCAUCAGAGACCGACAUUUCGAAAAGGCUACAAAUGGAAGUGUUCCGAUUGAUAAAGUGGUCGGGGAGGAUGAAGUGGACAGUCCUAGAACAAAAUCAAAAUUCAAACACAAGGACAGGAAAUCAAGGGCAAAGUCUAUCACUGCAGAAACAAGACCACAGGGUCUGCUUAACAAACUCCGUGGUAAAACCGAGGUAGAGUCUGGAGCAAGGACUCCAGAAAACAUUGACACUGACCUACGUGCUGAGGAAAGGCUACGAUGCAAGGCCAUUAACCACUACGACUGUCAGAGUCUGGGGUUCAGCAUUCAGGACGUGGUGGACAAGCAGCACCAGGCUCUUACAGCCAAAAACAUAUCAACAGGAGCCUCCGCUGCUUCUGCAAAUCGCAACAGUUUAGCCGCUGACAAAGAUGCGCCAGACAUUUUGGAAGACACUGACGACGGUGACAAUAAAAGCAAUGGCCUCGUUUUGAGUUGUUCGUUUUUCCGUAAUGAGACUGGAGGCGAGGAGGAAAGAACGAUAAGUCUAGGAAAGACUACUGUGUCGAAAACCCCCUCUCUGAACACGUCCCAAAGUGCAAUAAGUACCAUACCAAGUCGCUCUCCAGCCUGUUGUGGCUUAUCAAUACUCGACUCUGCCCCAACACCUACUGGACUAAUACUUCCCCACGUAGUGUUACACAGGGGUCAUGUGAUAGAAGGAGACGACCGUGGGGCCACCUACUAUCGUCACUUUUUCUACGGCUACGACCACCAGAACUACUUCGGAAUAGACGAGAACCUCGGUCCAGUUGCAGUCAGUCUGCGGAGGGAAAAGUUGGAUGACCGAGAAAACAACCUAGGAAAGGCUGAAUAUGGCCAGUACCACUACAGAAUCAUCUUCAGAACCAGUCAGUUGACCACCUUGCGAGGGUCAAUCCUUGAGGAUGCCAUUCCGUCGUCAGGGGGUCGGCUGAACAGCUCCCGUGGGGUUCCUGUCAAAGAUAUCCUGGAUUUCGCCUUACCAGAGCUCCAGGCUUCCUGUCUUAAACAAUCUCUUUCUAGUCAGAAAACAUCCGACCAGCUCCUCAGGCUGGAUGAACAAGGGGUGUCGAAAACGUACAAAAUCGGAGUAAUGUAUUGUAGAAGUGGGCAGUCCACGGAGGAGGAAAUGUACAGCAAUGAACACUCUGGACCAGCAUUCGAGGAAUUUUUGAAUUGUAUAGCCCAGAAAGUGAGAUUAAAAGGUUUAGAGAAAUAUAGGGCCCAAUUAGACAACAAAACCGAUUCUACAGGAACGCAUUCCUAUUAUGCUACCUUUAGUAACUGUGAGAUCAUGUUCCAUGUGUCGACUCUCCUCCCCUACACAGCUAGUAAUAAACAACAGUUGCUACGCAAACGCCACAUAGGAAACGAUAUUGUAACCAUUGUAUUUCAAGAACCUGGAGCAUUGCCAUUUACGCCAAAAGUGGUGCGGUCCCAGUUCCAGCAUGCCUUUAUCAUUGUCCGCUGUCACAAUCCUUGUACAGAAAAUGUCCAUUACAGUGUUGCUGUUAGUCGUUCCAAAGAUGUCCCGCCCUUUGGUCCCCAUAUACCAGAAAAUGCCUUCUUUAGUAAAUCCCAAGAUUUCGCCGACUUUUUGUUGGCAAAAUUGAUAAACGCUGAACAUGCUGCCCACAAGUCUGAGAAGUUCCUGGCGAUGGCAACCAGGACCCGGACAGAAUACCUCAAAGAUUUAGCCCUCAAUCAUGUCACGUCCAACGCUCCCGACACCGGGUCCAAACUCAGUAAGUUUGGACUUGGCAGUGGUAAGAAGAAGGAGAAGAGUAAACAGAAAGUCAUCCCCGACAUGUUCUCUAGUGGCGCCAUCUCCUGGAGUAUUGUUGCAGAAGACUUUGGACAGUCCACCCAGGUAGACGGUAUCCUUGGUAUCUCUGACGAGGUGCUGGUCAUCACAGAAGAGAGCAGUAAGCUGGUCAUCUUUACUGUCCACUGUGGAGCCAUCAUAGGCUGGACAUCUCAGGCCACAAGUGUGAAAGUUUUCUACAAUCAAGGAGAGAGUGUGCUGUUCAAACCUCAGAGUGGAGAGAUGGAAGAAAUUAGUGAGAUCUGUACGAGACUGUCUGCUGUCUCACAAGGCUGUGAGACGUUAGACAUGACAUUACGUCGGAACGGUCUCGGCCAGCUCGGCUUCCACAUACAGACGGAGGGCAUUGUCACUGAUGUGGAGGCCCGCGGGUUUGCCUGGGAGGCGGGGCUUAGGAAGGGCAGUCGAUUAGUGGAAAUCUGUAAGAUAUCCUCGGCGACAUUGAUCCACGAACAGAUGGUUGACCUUUUGAGGACUUCAGUCACGGUCAAGGUCGUUGUUAUACAUCCACUUGAGGAUGGAACCCCCAGGGGUGUUGCUACACUUCACACUAACUGCCACUACUCCUCCCUGACCACCCUCAAUGCUGCCAUGCAAGCCAAUGAGCAUGUGCAGCAACGUCAGAAAGAGGCUUUGACAAACUUCAGCAAGUCCACAGAGUACAUUCCAAAAACAGGACGAGAAACACCAACGAGAAAAUCGGCAAACUCUGACGAUUUUCUGUUCACUUUUCCGGACAUCUCACCAAUCAAUUUAGCAGGGUCAUUGGACCAUCUGCACUUGCGAGGAGAGGCCUCCAAGAUUAUUUCAACUGUGACGGAGCAUAACUUGCUUCACCAGAGGGAGCUGUCGCGAGUUUCAACAAGCUCAAGUGAGUCUUACCACCUGCGUGAAAUGUCACUGUCCACUGAUGCUGUUGCCAAGGAACAAAGACGAGAAUCACACAUUUCCACCAGCUCUAACGAGCAAGGGCCUGCCAGCCCGCCAGUCCAUAUAGAAAAUACCAAACUGAUAUACGAGACGCAGAGGGGCUGCCUCACCCUACCCCUACAAAAAAAGUCGACACAGUCUAGAGGCGACAUGCGAGCGUCCCCGCUGAAGGGUCUCAGCCCCCAGUACCGCGAGUUCCGACAGGGUAUCUCCAACUUAAGUGCUACCCCCGCAGUGUUGCACCACGCCUUCACAGAACCCAUCCUGUCCAAGUCCUCCAUAGAUGAGGGUUAUGGCACGUCACGUCAUAGCUCGGACCUGGUGUCAACACGCUCUGACGACAUUCGACACGAACGUACAGGGUCCAAGGACAAUGGGGAUUAUGCUCUGAUUGGUGCUAGUGCAAAACAGUGGAGUUCUUCAACAAGGCAAAACCAGGGUUUGUCCCGGAGAUGGAAUGAAUCAAACUCCAGUGGAGACUCGAGCAAUUACGGGGGCAGUUACAUACACUUAUCGGACAGUUCUCCCAGUGUGACCCCAGGACUUAACUCAUCACAAGGUCAAGGGCAGAGCAACGCCACCUAUCAGCAGCCAAGAAAGACUUCAGCACCAUCCGACAUUGAUACUGCUGUAGCAGCGGUAAAACAUGGCAACAUUUCUCUGGAGCUGCUGAAACAAUCACAGAACACUAAGUAUUUGUUAAGUCAGGGUCCGGGAGGGGUCAGUCAGCCUGACCGCAGUACUGCUAAUUCUCAGAGCUCCAGUGUUAACCUCAGUGACACGUCCUUCUCGAGUGGGUCAAGCCACAACUCCGCCAACGCCCUACUUAACAACCGAGGUCAAGGUCAAGUUUCAACUGACCAUACGGCUGCAGGGUAUAGCAAGGUGUCAUUGGAGGACACGAGCAGGAAAAGGGCAGAUUCUGCCUCUACCAAUAAUAAAGGCCGGCCGGCAGGGCUGUUACAGGGUCGUCAUCAUUCACCCCUCAGUAGUGAGAACAGUAGUCCCAGAUCAUCUCGCAGAAAUCUCUCAGGAAUGUCUUCAGAAGAAUCUCUAAACACGCGUCUACGACCAGGUGUAACAACCAAAAUGAUACGAACACAGGCUACCAACAACCUGGAGGAGGAGCUCAUGAGACUUAUUGACCCAGACAUCACAAACACAGAGCUACGAGGCGUCAUGUUGAAUGCGGGUGUGAAGCCGAAGACUGCCAAGCUGAAGCGAACCAUGUCAGAGGAGAGCUUGCACAGUGUCAAGGGGGCGACCCUGUCUAGUUCCCUAGACAACAACCUGGCCGACGUCAUCUUCUCUUCCACCACACCCUCCUACAAACAGGACAAGGCUCGCAGGUUGUCACCAGGCUCAAGCUCCACGCUAGACAGUCUGACCAAGACUGCGGUCAAACCUGGACCUAAUGUCCCCCUGCCAGAUUCCACUGCCGGUCUGGAGUGGUCAAGCCUGGUCAAUGUGGCCACUAAAGCCAUAGAAGGAACAGGAACAGAAGGGAAAGGUGUGAAAGCCAAGGUGUCACCUACUGUCGAUGUUAAGGAGGAAAAGACGACAAAGGACCCAGUAAAGAAAUCCGUCCUCGCUUCCACCAACUGUCCUACCAACUACAGCACCAACACCCCAGUAUGGAGACCUGUGGUUGCCAACCCUCAGCAGAGAAUAACCGAGCUAGAGGGGAAGGUGGCACAGCUAGAACAGGACCUCAAUAAGGAGAGACAGGAAAAUGCAGCAUUGGAAGCCGAGGUACAGGAAUUGAAACAUGAAAACGUCCGUCUACAGGAGGAGUCGCAGACCGCUGCCGCUCAGCUACGCAAGUUUACCGAGUGGUUCUUCAACACAAUAGACAGGCAGAAUCCCUGAGGGUAGAGCUUGGAGGGACAGACCAAAUAUUGAGACACUGAUGAACUUGGCACUAAAGAAAAAACGGACAGAGUUUCAGCUUGUAUGCGAUAAUGACUGAAUCAGAUCUGUUGUAAUUGAAGGAGGAAGAAUCUUUCGAUUCGGCAGAAGCAACUUAUAGUGGUCGAAGGUAGUUCAUCAGGAUGGAUUAGUCAGUUAUAUUUCAGUUCUUGAAUACCUCUGCAUCUGGUAAACAGGUUUUCACAGAUCAUCAGAGUGAAUGUAAACGAGAUUCAACUGUACUGUGAAUUCUCUGCUUUACGAAAACAUGUUCAUCACAGGUUAACAAUGUCAUCUUUCAAAAUGACAAGGACCUCCUAAAUGAUUCUCGACUUCCCAAGAUAAGACAGAGUCAGUGUUAAAGGAUACCUAUCUGUGUCGGUAGAUAACAGGUACCAAUUUUGACAGAGUCAUUGUUUAUUUAAUUAUUGAUUCCAACAUCCUUGUGGUAAUAUAUUGGUAAAAUGGCAGCUGUAUUAGAGGGGUAUCAAGUCAGGUGAAAUAAAGAUUUGCUUUGUAGUUUGGUGUAAGGGAGGUAACUCUGUAGAGAUGUAGCUACAACUACAACCCCACAGAUAAAUGCUUCUUAAGUUGACAACUUUCAUUUUAUGAAAAAUAUCAAUAACAUUGUAAUGCAGAUACCAAAAGUUACUUAGUAUUUGCAAAUACCUAUAUUUUCAUGGCUGUAUUUUCGAAAGGUUUAAUCACAAGAAUUAUUUUUCGGGAAAGGAACGGCAAUAACUAUCAGUUUCUGGUGAUAUACUUGGAUUAUUAUUGACCCUAGAUCUCUUUGUGAAAUAAUGUGAAAAGGUUUACAGCAAAGUAUCUGUGAUUCGUCUAUGUCUACAUUUAAGGUAUUUUAUCUUUGUUAUGCCCCCCCCCCCCCUCUCCAAUCAUUUUAAGGGGGGGGCAUAUAGUGUCACCCAUGUCUAUCCCGUCACAGAUUAGGUCAAACUUUAUAAUAAGGGUUGGGUUCCAGUAUAACAGAAAUGAGGUCCCAAGGUCAAGGCUAAGGUCACUGUAACUAUUGUUACUAUUUUGAAGUAUUAUUCAAACGGUGACACUUAUUUGCUUUGGAGCAUGCAUGGGCAUUCCUGUAGUUAUGUAGUUUUUUGAAAAUAAUUUGGAAGAUUCAUCUCCCAGAAAAUUCCACUGCCAUUUUUUUGUUAAGACAAUGAACAAAAUGGUGCCACAAAAUCUAUUUCAUCUGAAAAACUUGUCAUAAAAUAAGUCUGUAGAAAUAAACAUUCAGUAUUCAGCAAUUUUCAUUCCAUAUGCGUUUUGUUCAUAAUGAUGCUUUUAUUGGCAUCAGGAAAAUUGGAUGAAAAGAGGUAUAAGGAGGCUUGAAAUGUAGAUUUACUCAUUCACCCCUGAAGGCACAUUUGAACUCCUCCAAUUCGAAGAUUAGAAUAGUUCAUUAUGAAAUUUCAGGGAUGAAUGAGUUAAAUAGGGACAAAAUGGAAGUUCUUCUGUUGCUGUAUUACCAGUAUAUUAUUUCAGUGAUGGGAAUAUGUUCAUGGAGUAUAAGGAAAAAACAAGAAACCAUGAGAUUUCACCGAAAUAAUGCUUAAACAAAAGUUUGAAACUGAUCUGGGAAAUAUGACAAGUUCUUCUGGGUCAAGUUUAAGUUUGAAUAUAAAAACAUUGAAAAUUGUUGAAAGAAAUAAUUGAAAUAUAUUAUUGGUCACAGGUAGUUUUAUAAUCGUGUGACAGUUACUCUUUUAACAAUCAUUUUGUACCUCACGUUGAGUGACCAUUUUUAACAGCGUCUACAACCAUGUCAAAUGUAUAUGCCAAUUAUUGACAAUAAUAUUAUCCAUGUUUAUUGUUGUUGUUAUUGUCGUUGAUGGUACAUGUACUUAAAAACCAUAACAACAAGUACUUACCAGGUAAGCCCUAAAAACCAUGCCAAUAUGUGUAUCAAUACUAUAUACAACAUAAGAUCCCGUAAUAAAUGAAUAUGUGUUAAACAUGCUAAAUGAUAUUUGUUUUGAGACUUCACAGAAGCAACCAUGUGCAUCUACGGAUGAUGGAACGUCAACAAGAAAGAUAGCCUUUUAAGGCUUGAAGGAAAGUUGAGGAACAAAGUAUUUAUUUUAAUGUCAAAACUUAAUAAUGUGCCACUCAACUUUGUUAUACAUUUUUUAACCAAAUUUUCAUUCAUAUAUCAAAAAAAAAAUAUAUGUUAGAAAAAUAAACAUCGGUACACUCUGAUAACAGAUUGAUUGAGUAAAUAUUUUCUGAAUGGUAUGAAGAAUUUAUCAAUACAAUGUUAUAACUCAUUCACCCCUGAAAUUUCAUAAUA